AUGGGAAUCCUGCAUAGUAGAAGUAAAUCUCGUGUUACAGAGCAAGAUAAGGCUGUUUUGCAGUUAAAAAAGCAGAGAGAUGAAUUAAAACGUUUCAGUAAACGAGCUACAGAAUCCAUCGACAAAGAUACUGCAGCCAUCAAAGUAUUGGCCAAACGAAAUCAAAAAGAUCGAGCUCUUCUACUUCUGAAGAAGAAAAAGUACCGGGAGAAGUUAUUGUCUCAAGCUGAUCAACAUUUAACAACUAUUGAGGGACUCAUUAAUGAUAUUGAGUUUGCUCAGGUUCAAGUGCAAGUUGUUGAUAGUCUGAAGAAGGGUAACGAGGCACUCAAACAACUCAACGCCCUCAUGAAUUUGGAUGACGUCGAGAAAAUUCUUAGCGACGCACAGGAAUACCAGGAAUAUCAAGAAGAAAUCAGUAAUCUCAUCGCCGGAAAUCUGACUUCUAAAGAUAAUGCCGAUGUUGAAGCCGAAUUCGAACAAUUAUUGAAGGUUGAUCUCCCUGAGAUUCCUAAUCAUGAAGUUUCACCGCGUGUACCUCCUGCAAAGAGUAACAAGGGUGUCACCCUCUACAACGGUCCAGGAAGAACUGGAUUCGAGAAAGGAAACCUCGCUCUUACAUCCCAUCGGUUGCUUUGGCAACAUGGCAAUACUAAAAUGGCCUUGCCUUUAUUUGCAGUCACCAGCGUCUCCCAGCAGCAUACUUCCAGUGUUAGAAGUGCCACUCCAAAACUCAUAUUGAAGCUGCUUUCUCCAGAACAACUUGUAAAUGCUUUCAAGGCUUUGCCGGCCCUACCUAUUUGGUCUGCGCCUUGGGUUGUUGAUAAAGGUGAUUCUCGUGUCGCUGUAGCCUCUGGAUUGGAUUAUAUUCGCCUUGGAUUUACUCAAGGGGGUCUUCAGUCCUUUUUCGCAGCUUUGGAGAGCACUCUGGAGAGCAAACUUUGGAUGGUUGCCCCAAAGGUAAACUCUAGCCGUGUUGGUUUAUCAGGAAUCGAGCGAAGCAUCCUAGCGCAGACAGUAUCUAAUGACCGUAGUAUAGCUGGUGCUUUUGCAGACUUGACAAAGCUCAUGGAAAAUGCGAAAGAAAUGGUUGCGUUAUCUAAGAGCCUCUCACAACGCAUUCGCAAUACAAAAGCCUCCGGAGGUGAAGUUGAAGAAGAUGAUACUACCGAAUUACGACGAGCGAUGCUUAGUAUGGGUCUUGAGGAUGAGGGUGAAAGUAAUGACUAUGGAGCGGUUUCAUCCGAUGCCUACUCAUUUCAUCGGCAAUUGGCUGGCCAGAUUUGUCGACUAUUGCUACCUCUUUUGGAACAAAGAACUGCCGAGAUUUCUGGAGGCUGUAUUGAUCUGACAACAGCGUAUUGCCGAGUAAAUCGAGCUCGUGGUGUCCAACUCAUCGCUCCAGAUGAUCUGCUUCAAGCUGCUCGUCUUAUGCCCUCUUUGAAACUUCCUCUUAGGCUUAAAACCUUCCCCUCUGGACUUAAAGUCCUUCAACUUGCAAGCGAAUCAGAAGAAGCUACAUUAAAAUCAACAUGUGAAUUAUGCGCUUCAGAUAAUUCUAAGGGCAUAACACCUGGUGAGUUGGCAAGAAAAGCUGGAAUCGCUACAGUACUGGCGAAAGAACGUCUUCUCCUGUGCGAGCAGAAAGGAAUGUUAUGUAGGGAUGAUUCCGAGAAUGGACUGGCUUUUUACAGAAACCUAUUUUUGAAUCCCCCAAUGAUUUGA
Rodentolepis nana is the source of this 1725-nucleotide messenger RNA. The record is from the annotation of a GenBank genome assembly. Lineage: Eukaryota; Metazoa; Platyhelminthes; Cestoda; Cyclophyllidea; Hymenolepididae.